Amoebophrya sp. A25 is the source of this 6690-nucleotide messenger RNA. NCBI's taxonomy places the organism in Eukaryota, Dinophyceae, Syndiniales, Amoebophryaceae. The record is from the annotation of a GenBank genome assembly.
AGAAUCUUCAAGUAUGAUUAUAAGUAGGUGCUUUAGGCGUGUUUGUUCACGGCGUGAUCCGCAUGGUCUAACUUUUUAAAUCCGCGAACAACAUUCGUUGGAAGAUGAUGUCAAGCUACAAAUACCUUGGAGCAUUUCAUUAGCCUAUGCUUCAUGUUGAUUUUUGAAGCUGAGAGGCCGGCGAUGAACAACGACAAGCGCAUAUCCACGCCUCCUCUUCAAGCGAUAUUGCGGAAUAGGGAACGCUGGACCAAUGUUCGACCGGAACACAUUUCUUUCAAUGCUCAAUAGCCAAAGACAAUGAGGGAGACGAAGCACCAUUCUCGUAGAGCACAAGGACGCAGAGGAACGGCAGCCGCAUCACGUAGUGGUAGUGCUCACGGCGCAUUGCAGUAGAAGGGGACCGCGAAGAUACGUAGUAGAAGAGUUCACGCACUACAAGGAUCUAAUUACGCCAGGGCAGCAAACAGCUGCAUCCUGUCACGAUUUCGAUUUAGUUGAAGCUUCAAUCGCGUCAAACAAAAGGAAUGACAAGUAAGCUGUUUCAGCGUAUGGGCAUCCGAGGAGCGCCCCAAACUCUACCUUCUUGUGAUGACGACCUGGAAAGGCAACUUUCUGCGGACCUUGCGCAGCUGAAAAAAACUGGUGGAGGUGCAUUCGCCCCUUCGGAUGGAAGCAAUUACAGCCUACACUUCAGUUUUCCGGGACACGGAGCAGCGUAUUAUGACUAAGAAGUAUGAGUCUCCGAUUUUCCUGAAUUAACUUGAAGUACGUUGUUCUAGCUACGACUGUCGUCCUCUGGAGGCAUAUGCUGGUCACCGCUUCCUCUGUAGUUUUGGCAACUACUAAUAAUACAUACAACAUUUUUGUUGCAGAAUACCAAUACUUAGCGUUACAACUACAACAAGUAGUUGUGGCAGACAGAGAUCCACUAAAUAAGCGAGUAAGUAUAUGGUAUCAAGCUAUUUACGACUGUUAGUUGAUUCUUCUUCUAACCACACCCGCCAAAUUUUGAGACGCCGCCUACGGCUUCGUCACCAUCAGAGCCUCGUGGAGGCGCCGGGUGGACGAGCGCAGGCCCUCCGUCUGCAGGAAAAAGGCACAGAAAUAUCACCAGAGACGGGGCGUCGAGCGCAUCAAAUGGCGGCUCGCUUAUGCUUCAUCAUUUCAUGCGUUGUAGUGUCAUUUGUCGAUUGUCUCUUUUGAGUAGAAUUUUGCACUUAGGGGUACAACUGGUACUAGCCAGAGGUACUACUAUGUAUACGCCUCAUCAUGUGCAAAUCAGUCUUGCUCAGGAAGUUGUAACUGUGCAAGAUUAGAUUUUCAACGGAGCAAACGAACAGGAGCGACAAGUUUUCACUACUAAGAACAACGAUGGUGAUUACAGUGUUCCCCGAGGGAAUCCAUUGGAAAAUACGGAGUAUCUGUUAGCAAAUUUGCGUCCAGCUAUACGAGAUGCUGUAGAGCAGGAAAUAGAGCAUUAUGGUGAAAGGCUACUCCCUGGUGGUGUUCAUUGUUCUAGUUUGUGCAUGAUGGUGAUGAUGUUGAUCAUUUGUCAUCGGCUGAGAGGGAUACACAUGAAUGAUUAAGAUUAUGCCACAACUUCUACGUGGAUUAUCAUUAUCAUUGUGACAUAGAAGAAAGGAAGCGCGCGACUGUCUUCAUACUUUGUUUCGGGAGCAUGAAAGGAAAUUCUACCAGGACCCAGGAAAGCGUAAGAAAAUAGCAGACGAUAUAGCUCGGUUUCUCCUAGGACCAUGGCGCAGUGUCCUUGGAGCAGACUGGACGAUCCUAGAUCGUCGCAACCCACUGACACAGCAAAACUUGCUGAACCCAAGUGGCAGCCCUGCGCUCACGUCUCCGGCCAGCGCCCCGGUUAUGACAGCGGGCGGCGCAGGAGUUCCGUCAAGUGGUCUCGAGCGCAUGUUUGGUUCCCUAGAUGAAGAAACAUUCUUUAGAAAGCUAGCACUCGGCGGAAAAAAUUCCCUCACAAAUAUGGGGAAUACGUGUUUUCUGAAUACAGGCCUGCAGUGUCUCGCGCACCUAGAACCUCUGGUCGCGUUCUUCCUCACCGGGAGGUUUAAAGCGGAACUGAAUUUUGAUGCCAAGUACGGCUCAAAAGAGGCGACAUUAGGUAUCGGCUUUGCGGAGAUGCUCCUACGCCUGUGGUCUAGUCCAAGUUUCUUUUAAGGGUAGGUUAAAGGCGUUCACAUUACCGUUUGUUUUGCCGCUCUCAAGGGAGAGAGGCAUGACAAACGAGGUAAGCAAACACCAAAAGCCUACCUCUAUCUAAUUCUUGCUUGACAAGCAAGAGGAAAAGCUCCGGAAGAGUGCCAAAGGCAGCUCUAAUGGAGUAGACGAAGGAUACGGGCCUCAUGCGUCAGCCGCGGAACUCGUGGGGUCGAAUUCACCACCGGUGAAAAGAGCGGAACAACUCGCAGCGCGAGCCGUGGGCAGUACAUCGUCCAUAAACCUCGAGCGCGACGAUUUUAGAGGAGAUAGAGAUAUGAACACUUUCUGAGUAAGUAGGCACCUAGAAAUAGAUGGGUUAUGCCAUCCGCAUGCCGAAACAACAUGCAACUAUUUAUGCAAAAAUAUUGUUGAGGUAUUAAAGAAAACACAAUCUAAUUUCAAGCAAAUAAAACAAUUCACUAUGUUGAGAACUUCACAUCUAGAUAGAUCAUACUCCCAUGUAAAUAUUUAGUAUGUUUGUUCCUUCAUAUGGCACGGACGGGCAGGAAGUGAGCCGCAUUCUCCGAUGAGCCCGGGCGACUUGAGUAGCAAAGUUCGGACGCAAACACUUUCAACCAAUGCAAAACGGACUAAUACAGAACUGACAGUAUUCAUUGCGAGAGGCAGCGUGACGAGCUACGUGGAGUAUAAGCCGCAGAGGUACAUAAACAUUUAUCUUUACUACUUGUACGGCGCAGCUGGUGAUAGUAAAAAAAAUGAUGCUUGACGUAACAUUGUUACAAGUCGUCGUGGCUGGGGAUGCUCCUGCUGUAUCCGGUUCGUUACAUAUUGUUAUUCCUGCGAAUUGAGAGUUCGUCGUCAUGCUCCUCAUGUUUGUCUAUCACGACCAUGUUCGUCUUCAUUACGAUUGUCAUGAUUAGGUAUCUUCGGAAACUAGGCGGUCACAAUAAGGAUCUCUUUGCGGAAAAGAUAGAGCUACAGCAGGAGCAAGACGUGCAGGAGUUGAUAGCGUGGCUUCUCGACGUCUUACACGAGGACUUGAAUUUAGUGAAAUCUGGUGAAAGUCCCGUCGCAUCCAUACCCAGACCAGUGAAGCGGGCAUUUCGCCAAGAAGACCUGUUAAAAAUCGAGAACGAGUUUGGUAGUGAAGCCGCGGCAGCUCUCUGCUGGGCGAGAAAUUUGACGAACUACAGAGGCAUCAUCGUCGAUACCUUUCAGGUAAUCAUAUCGAUCGUAAUCAAUAUUUCUGAAUGAUCAAUCUCUAGUAGUCUUACUGGAAGUGGAAAUACUCAGUAUUUGUCUGCAUAUGAAACUACAUUCUGUUCGUCUACUACUUCAUGUUCUCCUCACAGGGCCAGCUGCGUUCAACUGUGACGUGCUCCAGGUGCAAGACUUUUAGCCGAAGUUAUGAGCCUUUCCUUACGACGUCUCUACCUAUAAACGGCGGCAACCGGAAGUCGGGCCUAAACAUCAUGCAAGGAUCGAGCUCGUCAUCGAAGCGGGAUAAGUUAUGUAUCGAGGAGAUUAUCUUUAUCCACUCAGAAAUUAGUGAUCCUCAUGUUCUUCACCGUCGAGGAACAGAACAUGAAGCUCCCGCUGUAGGGAAGUACUUUGCUAUCCUCUCUAACGAACGAGGAGAUGCUGCUGAUGGAUGCGCUACGAGCUUUUUCAGUCGAGGAAAGCUUAGACACGCAUUGGUAUUGCCCAAACUGCAGACAGAAAGUGCCAGCGCGAAAAAAAAUCGAAUUCUGGAAGCUUCCUUUCGUUUUCGUCCUGCAUCUCUUAUGUUGCGCAUGUUAUAGUAUAACUAUAAGUGACUACUCUCUUCGUCUUCGGCUUCUUGCCUAGUAGCAAGAGAAAUAGGAUCAAGAUUGGGCGACGACGGACUGGUAGAAUUUAUUCCAACUGUCCGACUCGAUCCACCUUCCCCUAUCCUCUCUAGCCUCUGUACUCUCCGGUACUGUCUCCUCUUCCGCCUCCUCCUCCUUCAUAUUGGAAGAGAUUCGAGUACGACCAGGCUAAGAGAAAGUGGAACAAGAACUGCGUGAAGCUGAAAAGUCAAACUCCUAUCGACCUAGCAGAAAUAGAGACGUCCGCGAAUCCGAAUUACCUAUCAGUAGACGACGAAACAGGGAACAGUGGUGAUCGUUGUGUCUACCUAUGAUGAACACUAUAUUUAUUGUUGUUGGAGGUUGUUGCUUCACAAUGAUUCAAUUUCAAAUUCAAGUAAACACUACACAUUGAACUACGACAUACCGACAUUUUCAAGAACAAUCCAUCCUCAUCCUGCUCUAAAGUGAGACAUUGUGUGCAGCGCGAAUCACGUGGGGAACGACAUCGAAACAGGUCAUUACACUGCAACGUGCAGACAUCCCAUCAACAAGACAUACUACUAUUUCGACGAUGACGAAACGCAAAAAGACCGAGAGGACAGGGUGGUCUCGCAGAAUAGCUAUGUCCUCUUUCUGGUAUAACUAAAAGUACAUUCCUCGUCAAAAUUUAGGAUGUCAUCAUCGUAGCCAUAGUGCUCGUACUAGAGGCAAUAGAACUACAAGUACUUCUCGUACUAGAUAGCGGUGGCGCUUCUAGUAGUCGUGGUUGGAGUAACUAUCACCACCUGUCACUACCGCCAGUCCUUGGUGCUGGUAGUCAUUGACAACUGCAUUUUAAAUCCAAAAUACCCCCAUGUAUUGCUAUAGUCAAAUACUCCUAGUCGUGCUGGUACUGGUUCGUUUACCUCUUAUUUUUUGACUUGUAAUAUCUGUGACCGUCUUAAAUCCAGGUCCGUCGCACGAAUGGCAUCCUGCCACGACAAGAAUUGACGCAGCCACAGAACUGGCCCCACCAACUCGAUGAGGAUCUUCUGAGGUUUUUUCCAGCACUCUUUGAUCGAUUGUCCGAAAAUGCGGCUGUGGCGCAGAACCUCGAAAAGAAAAAAGCGAAUGGCAAAUCGUCAGGCUGACGGCUUCGACAUCAUAAUUAAGCAAAUCAUGUUUUCAUUAGGGUAGUACCUGCUUCCAAAAAUUUCUAUUUUCAUAGUAAUUCUAUCGACUUUCACUUCGUUUUCACUCGUUGUAUUAUCGAGAUAGCGUUGCAGCUACCAAUUUCAAUGUCUGAUGACUUUUGUACUAUUUAUUUCACUGAUGUAAUAUUGUUGGUUAAAAGCUUCAAACCCUAAAUGAUCUGUCGUGCCAACUAAAACCGUUGAACUUCAGUGUUAUUCUUCACCUCGUCUCACUUUUAGGCUUGAUGGAAAAUUCGUUCAACAUCACGAUGUUAUAUACCAGACUUGGACCACUUUCACUUCCUUGUGCGUUAAAUUGCUAUGAUCCAACAGUCACCAAUAAAUGCUGAUUCUAUAUUGAAGGCCACCAGUUGCAGAUAGGAGCCAGAUUGUUUGCCAUCUCCAUUCCUAUGUAUAAGUUUUUGUUUCAAAUUUUCUAAUCGGUUAUGCUCUGUUGUAUAUGAGUGCAUUGCUUUUUGGAGUUUAGAUUGCUUUUUUGGAGUGGAGAAUCAAUUAGAAAUGCGAGUGCAGCUACUUUAUGUUGCGUCGCUGUCUUCAGCGGUUAUGAAGAAGUAAGUUAGUCGUAGUCGAGUACAUGCAUUUUCGGGUGUAGGCAGCCGUUGCAGAAUUAUGUGUUCAUUAUCUUUUCCCAAGUGCAAGUACCUCAAAAAUGACUGAGGUAAGCAUGGCAUCACUUGUAUUUGUAAGUACCAUAAUUUCUUUGAAUACGAAAACGAAUACCAAGUACUUUUUUUGUUGAUUGUUUUCGCUAUGUGUCCAGAACGAAGGUAAUAAAAUAAUGUGGAGAUGAAUAUUUUUCCUCGACCGUUAUAUAAUAAGGGAACGGCCUUGCGUCUUUCUCAUGCUGAGAGGUAGACAAAGGUGGAAGUCCAACACAUGUAUUCACUUUUGAUCAUGGUCCAGAAUCGCAUUCAAUAUUUCAUCCUUAUUUUUUCUAAGCUUUCUCAUUCUCCUGCGGAUGCCCUCACAAAAAAAUACCGAUGAAUGUAUAGAAAUCCUUCGCGAAGGAUUUCUGUAAGGGGGAAGGAUUCGUCGACGAGGAAUGUAGUUUUCUUGUUUGCUCUGGUCAUGGCUAGUGUGUGAUAUGGAUAUAGGUUGCUGAGAAUAGAAAAUAGUAGUUGAUAAUGUAUAGAACCACCUCGAGGAGAUUACUUACAGAACAAGAAGAUAGCAGCAGACGAGCUUAUGUCCAAUUACUCGCUAUUCCUUUUCCUGUUGCUCAGUGGAUUUAGUCAAGUCAAGUACUCGUGAAGCGUCACGAUCUCUCCUUUGAGACCGAGACGCGUCGUGGAGGCUGUGCUCUUCGUCUAGACGACGGAGCUAACACGGGUCUGGUUGUCUGCAUGAACACCACUGAGUUGAUAGGCUUGAUUGGAAGAGGGAGGGAGAAAACGAAAAGCGAAGGUACUAAAACGAAGCUGCGUUUCUUUGGAAGCACGUUGUCUUCUCUGCAGUACACAAAAGACCGAGCC